Spodoptera frugiperda (fall armyworm) is the source of this 881-nucleotide messenger RNA. Its product is annotated as meiotic nuclear division protein 1 homolog. Gene Ontology annotation, molecular function: double-stranded DNA binding. Gene Ontology annotation, cellular component: nucleus. Bases 88 to 708 code for a protein of 206 amino acids. Gene Ontology annotation, biological process: reciprocal meiotic recombination. The record is from RefSeq and is a predicted model, not a curated record. Lineage: Eukaryota; Metazoa; Arthropoda; Insecta; Lepidoptera; Noctuidae. The transcript has 5 exons.
GUCUUGGAGGAUAAACUUCCUGCCUAGAGCUAAGGUCUCGUCCAGGUGAAGAAGGAACUGUUUCAUAGCCGGAUCACUGUAAUCAAAAUGUCAAAGAAACGAGGUUUGAGUGCUGAAGAGAAGAAGAUCAGGAUGUUGGAGAUAUUCCACAACAGUAAGGACUUCUUUCAGUUGAAGGAGUUGGAGAAAAUAGCACCAAAAGAGAAAGGUAUCACAAUGCAAUCAGUGAAAGAGGUAGUCCAGAACUUAGUAGAUGACCAUCUCGUUGACUCCGAGAAGAUUGGCACUUCCAUCUAUUUCUGGUCAUUUCCUAGCAAAGCAAAGAAUGCAAAGAAGAGAAAAGUGCAGGAUUUACAAAAUGAAGUGGAUGAGUGCACAAAGAAAUUGAAAAAGACUGAAGAUCUGAUUGCAAGUGAAUCUGUUGGAAGAGAAAAUUGUGAGGAUAGGACCAAAAUUCUCUUAGAAUUGGAAUGUCUUGAGAAACAAGAAGAGAAACUUAAAAAAGAAUUGCAAAAGUACAGGGAUUCCGAUCCAGAAUAUAUGGCUCAGUUGAAAAAAGAAACUCAGGACUUGAAAACAGCUGCAAAUAGAUGGACGGAAAACAUUUAUAUACUGAAAUCUUACAUUAAGAAUAAUUUUCAAAUGGAAAACGAUGUUAUCGACCAGAGUUUUAACAUCCCCGCGGAUCUGGAUUAUAUUGAAAUAUAAACUAUUGAUUUGACCAAAAUGCUAUGUACUCUAACCUCUUUACAAAAAUAUAUAUUACUAUUUCUGAAUAAUUUCAUUGCUUGUUGUGUAACUAAUAGACUUAUUGACUAAGAUUUAAGACUGCAAAUACUAGAAAAUAUUAGUAUUAUUCGAAUUAAAUACAAUAUAUUCUG